Branchiostoma belcheri (Belcher's lancelet) is the source of this 1876-nucleotide messenger RNA. Its product is annotated as kelch-like protein 17. Lineage: Eukaryota; Metazoa; Chordata; Leptocardii; Amphioxiformes; Branchiostomatidae. Bases 1 to 1761 code for a protein of 586 amino acids. Gene Ontology annotation, molecular function: protein binding. The record is from RefSeq and is a predicted model, not a curated record. The transcript has a single exon.
AUGUCGGACUACAGCCCAGGCAGCAGCGUCUCCCUGCCUUCGGCCGGAGAGGCGUGUCAGCCCGACCACUGCGCGGAGAUCCUCGGCAGGCUGCAGUGGCAGCGCCGCGAGGGGAGAUUCACCGACAUGGUGGUGAGCGUGGGCGGGUGGGACUUCCACGCGCACCGGAACGUCCUGGCCGCCUGCAGCCCGUACUUCGACGCCCUGUACGACUCCAACAUGACGGAGAGUCAGACGAACCACAUCGCCCUGACCUGCACCACCCCCGCCGCCAUGGAGCAGGUCUUAGACUUCAUCUACACCGGACGGGCCGUCAUCAACGAGGGGAACGUGGAGGACGUCCUGCGGGGAGCCGACCACCUCAUGCUGGAGAGACUCCGAGCGCGCUGCGCCGACUUCCUCGGCAACCACAUCACUGCAGGCAACUGUCUCGGCGUCAGGUCCCUCGCCAGCGUCUACAACAUUCAAGACCUGCUGGACACGUCCAAACGCUUCAUCCAAAACAACUUUAACGACAUGGUGCAGGGAGAGGAGGUCCUCCAGCUUCCCUUCGGACAGCUCCGAGACCUGAUAGCAGACGACAGACUCAGAGUUCUCCGCGAGGAGACAGUUUUCGAACUUAUCGUCCGCUGGACCAGACACGAUAUACAACACCGGAGGCAUCUCUUCCCCAGACUCAUGUCUCAGAUCCGUCUGGCUGAGAUAGACAGGGAAUAUCUCCUGGAUCGCGUCGAAACCGAAGAACUGGUCGGACAGAGCCCCAAAUGCAAGGGUUAUCUCAUGGAGGUUUUCGAGAAUAGCAACUACCCGGACUGCCUGACGGUGUCCCCGCGGCUGAUACCGCGGCAAGGCAGGCUUAUCACGGCAGUGAUAGUACUGGGUGGGAAGUCUAAGAAGGGGAGGAUCAGUAGUACGUUAGCGUACGUUCUUGAGGAGCAGCGCUGGGCAAGCCUGGCACCCCUCCCCUGCAAGGUCUGCUCCCACUCCGUGACUGUUCUAGACGGGUGUCUGUACGUGGCGGGAGGGAAGCUGAGUCGCACCACCACCAGUAACCGCGCCGUGUACAUGUACGACCCUUUCAGCAACACGUGGCAGGGGAUGCCGGACAUGCAGACCCCGCGGGCGUACCCCGCGCUGGCCGCCUGCGACGGCCGCCUCUUCGCGAUGGGAGGCGAGAACGGAGGAGUCAUACACAACUCCGUCGAGUGCCUCGACCUCAGCAGCUCCUCCAAGAAGUGGGCGUUCGUGGCGCCCAUGCGGACCGGCCGGUGCCUCUUCGAGACCGCCACCGUCGACGACCGCUUCAUCUACGCCAUCAGCGGACUCAAGGAGGGCAACAUCGUCAGCAGCUCGGUGGAAAUGUACGACACGGUUUGCGACCGCUGGCGAAACGUUCCACCGGGAAUAUCCCGCUUCCACUACGUCCCCGUGGCCAGGGUGAUCAAGGGGAACAUCUACCUGUUCGUGGAGGGAUCGGACGUGGUGCGCUACAGUCCGCGGGAGGACACGUGGGAGGCCACCAACGAGCGCGUCCCGGUCAUGCACUUCAGCGGGCAGCGGGUGCUGUACGCCUGCUGCGUGGUCGGAGAGGAGACUUUCGUCUGCGGGGGGAGGGACCUGCACAACCAGGCCAAGGUGUUCUCCACCGCCUGCACGUACCGGCGGGGAGACCGCCGGUGGAGGCCCGUCUCGGCGCCGCCCAUCACCACAGUGGCUUCCGCGGCCUGCGUGCUGAGGGUACCGUACGAGUACCUGCAGUAAGCCACAUCAACCUUAUUGCCGUCUGUCAAUCAUAUCUGAACGUUUUAUAGCCAAACGUCGAGUCACAACAACAUGCCCUGAUGAUUUGAUCAUUUUCAUUGACUCAAAAUUCUGG